AUCGAAAGUAUCGCUGUUUCCCCGGGAAUUUAGUGCGCCAUGCUAUUUCCAGGAAAUGUGACGUUUCUGACGUUGUUGUCGUGUCGAGCCAGCCGUUGUCGACACGGUUAACAAGAUUUGGUGUAAGCCUAGUUAGCUAGGUACGUUAGCUAGGUACGGGUUUGAAAACUUUGGACCAUCUUCCAGACCAGUGUGCUCGUCAGGUGUGUUGCUCGGGCGAGGUGUCCCGCUGACAGAAGCGUUUAUCACGCCCAGGUUGAUACGUGGUAAGUUGUUUUUUUUUAAAAGUAAGUUGUAAUUGUUUUCUUUUUUUCCCCUUCCAACGCUAGUUUAUUCCACGUCUGAUGACUAUGUGACAUCGGGCUGUUUGGAAAAUGAGAAGAAAAAAAAUGUGGGGGGGGGGGGCGAAUGGCAGAGUCGGGGCUAGGGGGGUUCUUAUUGGGGGUAGGAUGUGUUUUUUUUUAAACUUAUCAAGUUUCAUUUUUAAUCCAUUUGGUGCACUUUUCAUUGGUCCACUUGAGGCAGGUGCCUCGUUUGCCUCACACUUGAGGCAGGUGCCUCGUUNGGGGGGGGGGGUUGGGUUGGGGGGGGGGGGCUACUGCAGCCCUAUUACUUAUUUGCACAAUAAUAAAACUGCCAUUAUACUCUACCACCUAAAGCUUUCCCCAAUGUGUGCACGGUUAAUAAAAAACGCGUAGCUGGAAGGAUGUACCGUUAUAUAUCCUUUUUUAUACCACUGAGAUGCAUGAAGCCAAACGGGGGAUAUUAUAGUUGAAUAUGUUGCCACCUCGUUGUGUUGUGUUGUGUUGCGUUGUGUGUGCGUGUAGAUCCGCCUUGGAUAAAUGCAGUGAAUGUUUACCAUGCUGACCUCAGCUCCUGGACGACGGUAGGUCAGCUAAAAGUGGAAGUUAGUUUCGAUGUGCACUAGUGCGUGAAGCAGGGUUACCGGUAAUUCGAUCGAAAUAAAUUUCGUCGACGGAAAAUUGAUCGACGGAGAUUUGAUCGAACGGAAAUUUGUUCGAAUCUUUUUUCUCAAGUUCACACGUUAAAAUUUUUAGUUAAAUUUCUUUUCUUUUUUUUUGAACGCACUAUACUAUAUAGUAAAAGGAAAUAAUGCUCUACUUCCUCCGAGAAGAGAUAUGAAGCCUUGCGGCCAAAGACUGGUUGUACUGGACGCCUCAAGGCCGACGGCCCACCUAUUAAACGCGGUAAGCAUAAGCUCGUGGAAUGUUAGCACCGUGUGUAAAACAGGGUAACUCACACUGAACGGCAUCUGUGAAAGGAGAUGGACGCAAGCUGGACAGUUAACUUUGGCCUGGGGAGAAACUCUAAAUAUACACAAGGCUCGCGAAGGAAUAUACUACACACACACAAGGUGACUCUUUAAUGAUGGCACGGGUGGCAUAAGGGGCUUUCAUAGGAUGGGAAGCCCAUGGUCCCAAAAUUAAUACAGCAAAACUUCCGAACCAAGAAGAAGAAAAUAAAUAUGAAUGUAAUACAGUGCUAUGCACCCACCAACGAUGGUAAGGGAGAUGAAAAAGAAGCCUUCUGCAAUAGACUACAAGCCACACUGGAGUGAUUUCCAAGUAGAUAUGAAACUAUCAUAAUGGGAAAUCUAACUGCUAAGUUGGUAAAGAAAACAGAGGACACGAAGAAAUUAUGGGGCGCCAUGGAGAGAUGAAUGGAAUCGGCGACAGACUGACAGACGUGUGUGCAGCAAAUGAGCUCGUUAUUGGGGGCAGCGGAUUCCAGCAUGAGAACAUCCAGAAGGUAAUUUGGGUGUCUCCUGACAACAAAACAUAAAAAGAAACAGUGCAAUCAAAGGUAUUGGCCGAAAAUUGAGAAGGUCUCUACAAGAUGUACCAUCAAAAAGAGGAGCUGAUGUUGCAUCUGAUCACCAUCUGGUUUGAGCAUGACUCAAGAUAAAACUAAAGAAAAACUGGGAAGGGUUAGCUGCUAGAAGACUGAAAUCCAACAUAGGACUUCUGACAAACGAACAGAAGCGACAUGACUUCAGUUUAACCUUGAUGCCUUUAAAGUGGAAACAAGAGUAAGACGAUGAUGACUCUUGUCCCCCUUCCUAUUCAUCCUGGCAAUUGAUUCGAUAAUGCAACAAUCCACAUACAAAAAAAAGAGGGACAUGAUACAGUGGACAAACUGGGAACAACUAAAUGACUUAGACUUUGCAGAUGACAUUGCACUUCUGUCCCACAACCAUUAUAUAUAAAUACAGGAAAAACACUAAAGACGUAACCACCAUUUCAGCACAGCUCAAACUCAGUACAAAUACAAUCAAGACAAAGAUCAUGAAGCUAAACUCAGCCAACAAAUGGAAUAUCAAAUCUUGUAAAAAAUGCACUGGAAUAAGUGGAAGCCUUCCCGUAAUUAGAAAAAAAAACUAUUGACUUUAAUGGUGGAUCCCAAGUGGGUGCCAGGACUAGCAUUGGACAUGCUAGGUCAGAAUGUGUGCUAUCAAAGAAAACAUUUGAUUCCUGGGAGCUGACUUCAAAGAGAGGAAGGUCUAAGAAUGCAUGGAGACGCGAGCUGCAGGCAGAAACACACAUUAUGGGAUACACCUAAAAGCGAAUGGAAAGGAAAGAAAAGGACUGAGAUGAAUGAACAAUUCUUGUAGCUUGUAGACGGGAAAAAUGGCGUAAAAAGGCAUAAGUAAAUAAAUACGCAAUAAUUGUUUCCCCUUUUUUCUCUCCACAGUUACUUCCCUAAACAAUGUCUACUUUAGUCUUAGUUGGAAGAACUGGCAACGGUAAAAGCUCCACGGGCAACUCCAUUCUCGGCAGCCGCGCCUUCACGCCCAGAUCAAGCACAGCUCAGUCAGUGGAAGAGACACCCGCCAAAGCCAGCAAUGGCAACAUCACUGUUGUCGAUGGUUCUGGUAUUGGUGACACUGGGGUCGAGCUGAUGGGCGGAAUAGACGCAGCCAUUGGCAACAGCGAACAGGCGUUGAGCCUGUCUGAAAGAAUAAUUACCGCCUUUAUCCUCAUCAUUAAAUACGGGGUGAGGUUCACCAAACAGGAGAAAGAUGCAAUCGACAUGAUCAAGUCCCUGUUUGGCGAUGACGUCUUCAGGAGAUGGGGGGUUGUGCUCAUGACCCACGGGGACAACUUCGAGAUGGACACAGAGGACGAGGCGAUUACGUUUGACGAUUGGUGCCGGGAGCAGACGGGAGACAUCAAGACUCUGUUUGAAUCCUGUAACUACAGGUGCGUGCUUUUCAACAACAAGACCAGCGAUGCUGAUAAGAAGCAAAAACAGCUGAACAUCUUAUUGGAUAAAGUGAUUCCCUUGAAGAACAGUCCUUACACAGUGAGAAACUAUCAAGACGCGUCGGUCAAUCGCGAGAAACUCAGACUACGAGACAAAGUUCCGGCGAUUGAGAGAAAAACGAAAUCCUUCGUCGAUGAAGUCCGUAACGAACUGGACAGUGCUCGAGGCAGUCUCGAUGAGAAGAUCAGAUAUUUCGAACAACUGGUGGCAAAAGUAGAGGACCACAUUGGUCAGCUGCAGGAAACGGACCUGGGCACGGGACUGCUGCAGUCUGCCCUGAAUGAGCUCAGAAUGCUGAAGCUUAACAUCAACUCCAAACUGAACAAUGCCAACCACGAGCGCGACGCAGAGCUUUACAAGCGUGAGAUCAACGGCAGAAGGUCCAGACCUGACGCCUUCCCACAAGCCGUUGAUGUCCGCGAGAUGGGCGGACAACCUGUGUUUUCUCCACAAUUCUUGAGGCGCGGACUAGUAUUUAUUAUAACUGUUUCUGCCGUUCUUUUCUUUUAUUUCUUAUUUUCUAGGUACCAAGCAACUGCGAAAGCUUAAAAUGUUUUAACCCUUUUCUUUAUAAGCGGGACUGCGGACGAUGUUUUGUGACCAUAAGUCCUGAACGUCUUUACCUAUCGUCUGUUGAUGAAGGUGUCCAUUAACAAUGGCCCACCAACAUAGAUUUACCUUACUUAUACCAUGCAGUAAGGAUAACCCCCUUGUAAAAAUACAUUCUAAUAUAGAAAAUUGAUUUAGCAUCAAAGGGAAAAACGAUCCAGGAAAUAACACGUUUCUAGUAGAAUUUUUUUUAAAUUUAAUGAUUUCAAAAUGUAUUAUGUUAUGACAUUUCUGUUGAUCUGUGUUGUUAAAUGUGUCUAUUUUGUAGUUUUGAACUGAUAACAAUUUUACAAACAAUGCUGUCACUAUGACAGUGGCUCUUAACCACACCCCCACUUCUAACUUUCACAACGUUUUCCGAAUCCCCAUCUCGAUUUCAAAACAUAUUUCCCGUUACCAUAAAAAAAAACAACUGCUAAUGAACAAACUGACAACAUUAAAAUUCUGUCUCUUCCUGUGCCGACCGAAACUGCCACAGUGCAGGUCUCCCUUGGUUAAGAACCUCUACGUCAAGGGAACGUUUUGCAGAUAGGGUAUUGUUUGGCCUUGGCAUCUAAUUCAAGGUUAAAUCAUGUCCCAUUUCAGGCAAACACCAGCCUCUCUGUGGCAAACACCAGCCUCUCUGAGGCAAACACCAGCCUCACUGAGGCAAACACCAGCCUCACUGAGGCAAACACCAGCCUCACUGAGGCAAAAACCAACCUCACUGAGGCAAACACCAACCUUUCUGAGGCAAACACCAACCUCUCUGAGGCAAACACCAACCUCUCUGAGGCAAAAACCAGCCUCACUGAGGCAAACACCAACCUCACUGAGGCAAACACCAACCUCUUCCAGCCUCUCAGAGGCAAACACCAGCCUCACUGAGGCAAACACCCGCCUCACUGAGGCAAAAACCAACCUCACUGAGGCAAACACCAACCUCUCUGAGGCAAACACCAACCUCUCUGAGGCAAACACCAACCUCUCUGAGGCAAAAACCAGCCUCACUGAGGCAAACACCAACCUCACUGAGGCAAACACCAACCUCUCUGAGGCAAACACCAACCUCUCUGAGGCAAACACCAACCUCUCUGAGGCAAACACCAACCUCUCUGAGGCAAACACCAACCUCUCUGAGCCACUGAGCUUUUAUGUUAGGGGUUAAAAAUAAAAACCAACACCACAGUAGGCAGAACAAAGGUGCGCCUGGAAAUUGUCACUUGACCUCUAAGUGUGUGGCCCCUUAUCUCUGUGUCGUGUCUACCGUUGCAAGUUACAACAUCUCCUCCAUGGCAGUAACUCUGGGCUGUCCGCUCGCGCCAUACUGUAAUCUAGAAACCGCUGCAUGUCAUAGCUGGACACUGUAUUAAACGAUAAAAUAGUUGAUUUUUAUAGUUGUUAAAGUUUUAUUAUUCUACUCAUGAAUAAUGAACAGUGGUAUGGUCAGUUAACAGGUUGGUCACUUUGCUACUAGUUGCUUAAAUUUCUACUGCAUAUCCCUGGUAAUGGAUAACUAGCGGGCAGUAGGCUUGCUAAACACUAGUUGUAUAUAACUGCCAGUAGCAAAAAAAGUUAACAUUUAAUAAGCUUUUCAUUCUUUACAAGUCUUUCUAGCUUUUAAUCCGUCACGAAAUGUUUUCAAGCAAAUGUUUCUAACAACUUGUAAGAAUUAAUUUAAACAACCCCUCAAAAAAAAAAAAAGCUUUUGGUAUAAAUCCUUUAUAUGCGUUUUUUGCUUGUAUUUAUGUAAUUGUCCGUGAUUUAUCAUUUAUGUAAUUGUCCGUGAUUUAUCAUUUAUGUAAUUGUCCGUGAUUUAUCAGUUAUGUAAUUGUCCGUGAUUUAUCAUUUAUGUAAUUGUCCGUGAUUUAUCAUUUAUGUAAUUGUCCGUGAUUUAUCAGUUAUGUAAUUGUCCGUGAUUUAUCAUUUAUGUAAUUGUCCGUGAUUUAUCAUUUAUGUAAUUGUCCGUGAUUUAUCAUUUAUGUAAUUGUCCGUGAUUUAUCAUUUAUGUAAUUGUCCGUGAUUUAUCAUUUAUGUAAUUGUCCGUGAUUUAUCAUUUAUGUAAUUGUCCGUGAUUUAUCAUUUAUGUAAUUGUCCGUGAUUUAUCAUUUAUGUAAUUGUCCGUGAUUUAUCAUUUAUGUAAUUGUCCGUGAUUUAUCAUUUAUGUAAUUGUCCGUGAUUUAUCAUUUAUGUAAUUGUCCGUGAUUUAUCAUUUAUGUAAUUGUCCGUGAUUUAUCAUUUAUGUAAUUGUCCGUGAUUUAUCAUUUAUGUAAUUGUCCGUGAUUUAUCAUUUAUGCAAUUGUAGAAGCUGGUGUUUAGUCUGGUAAGGUUUGUUUUAAAUUAAUUUUUUUUUUCAUGCAAUACCUAAAUGGACUAAAGAUAGAUUUAAACCCAAAUACAUUGUUACGAAUUUCUUCGUGUUUUGUGAUUGCGUGUUUGGUGCUGAGAGUAUAUCUGUAGCUGUUGCUUUGGGCUUUGUUGUUGUUGUUUUUUUUUGGACGUAUUUGGGGUAUGGGAAAGGGCGUUGUUGAUUUGUUUUAUGGGUUAGCACGUGUAAUGGAGUAGUAAGUAACGCAGUUGUUCAUUUAAUACAGAGACAUUUGUCAUUGAAUCAUUGGUUCUUUUAAUAAGUCAAUGACCCCAUUGGACAACGAAGAUAUGGAACUGGUCAUUUCCAGUUCGUAACAACUGGUAAAAGCACUGUGCCUCUAAUUGAAUGUGGUCGCGACUUGCAAGCACGUGAUAGCUUUUGUACGAGAGAGAGAGCUUGUAAAUUAAUUAUUCAGUGCGGUCAACUAUGUUUUACAAGUCCUGGCAUAGAGAAACAAAGAUUAACAAUACGUGGCAGGUUGGUAUGAAAAAAAAAUAAUAAUACAAAAAAAGAACCGAGAAAAUGGUAUGCUAGAGGUGUGGACCCAGAAUUUAUAUAUAUAUAUAUAUAUAAUGGACAUCAUCUGUAUUAGUAUAUCAUCAGUAAAUAAACGGGAAACGGAACCGCUUCAAUAUGAGGGUUAGUGGAAAAUGGGAAAUGUUGCAGGCAGUUGGGGGGGGGGGGGGGCUAAAUUUUAUACUUUGGUCAUUUGCUAUUUGGAUACGCGAAUUGCUCUAUAUGACACACCCAUUGUUGUUUAUGACAUACCCUUCGAUAUAUAUUACACGCCCAUGUUUAUUCAUAUCAUGGCUGUUUCUGUUCACGAGACGCCCGUGUAUACAUACAAUACGCCCAUAGCUAUUCAAGGUUCAUUCAUUGUUCUAUGUGGCAAUGGCAUCACUGUGCGGCAUCAUGUUCAUUAAGUUCAUAGUCAGGAUAUCAACAGCAGUGUUCAAAUGGAGCCGUCCAGGGGAUGAUACCGGUGUCAGUAAUACAGGUAUCAAUAAUGCAAUUGUCGAGACUAAACAUGUCAAUAAUACAAAUGUCAAUAAUACAGGUGUCGAUACUACAAGUGUCAAUGUUACAAGUGUCAAUAAAACAAGUGUUGAUACCACAAGCGUCAAUAUUAUAAAUACCAAUAAUACAAAUGUCAAUACUACAAGUGUCCAUUAUUAAAUGUUCACGCCACUGCCUAGACUCACUCUCUCGUCCUUGCCAAUGACCCAAUUUAAUCAAGACGACGGGAAAUACAUGCAAUGAAUGGCCAUCACCGUGUGUGUGUGUGUGUAUUUUUCAGUGUUCUCCUUAUGCGUUCUAUGUCAGUGGAGUUGCCGAAAUGUUCAUUAAGUCAUUGUCAAAACGCCAACGGAGGUCCAUCUCUGGGUUCGAUUUCAGAGUUUGACUCUCUUAGACGGGUUGCCAUCCAAGGUUGACGAGUGCCAUCCACCCGGCUUGCUGGUGAUAUUUUUACUGUCAGGACGCUUUCUGGGGAUUUAGUAUCGGUCACUCGCUUGAGAUUGACUCAAGUCAAGAGGCUACAUAGAUCAAUGAUACAAGGAUCCAUUAUAUUACCUGACAAACUCACAUAAAUAAAAGGGGCAUGGAGAUGCACACAACUGACUUAAGUGUUAUAUAACAUAAUUCAUAGUUACUUUCCAACAGUGUGAAACUCUAAGUACAGUGUGUAAGUCUCUUCACGACCUUAGCUCUGAAGAACCAUGUAUGACUCCGAGAAUGUGACUCUCGGUUUAAAUUUACUAAUUAUUCUUAAUGAGUUCCCCCCCCCCUUUUUUUUUCUCCAUAGUUACUUCCCUCCACAAUGUCUACCUUUGUCUUAGUUGGAAGAACUGGCAACGGGAAAAGCUCCACGGGCAACUCAAUUCUCGGCAGCCGCGACUUCGAGCCCAGAUCAAGCACAGCUCAGUCAAGGGAAGAGACACCUGCCAUAGCGACUAAAGGCCACAUCACUGUUGUUGAUGGUUCUGGUAUUGGUGACACUGGGACUAAUCUGAUGGGUGGCAUAGAAAGAGCCACCGCUAACUGCGAAGUGGUUUUGAACCUGUCUGGAAGAAUGAUUACCGCCUUCAUCCUCAUCCUUAAAUACGGGGUGAGGUUCACCAAACAGGAGAAAGAUGCAAUCGACAUGAUAAAGUCCUUGUUUGGUGAUGACGUCUUCAGGAGAUGGGGGGUUGUGCUCAUGACCCACGGGGACAACUUCGAGAUGGACACGGAGGAGGAGGAGACUACGUUUGACGAUUGGUGCCGGGAGCAGACGGGAGACAUCAAGACUCUGUUCGAAUCCUGUAACUACAGGUGCGUGCUUUUCAACAACAAGACCAGUGAUGCUGGUAAGAAGCAAGAACAAAUGAACAUUUUAUUGGAUAAAGUAAAUUCGCUUAGCAACAUUCCUUACACAGCGAGAAACUAUCAAGAAGCGUCGGUCAAUCGCGAGAAACUUAGACUACGGGACCAAGUCGCGAUGAUUGAGAGAAAAACGAAAUCUUUCGUUGAAGAAGUCCGCAACGAACUGGAUCAUGCCGCAGGGAGGUUUGAUAUUGACGGGUUAAAGCAACUGGUUGAAAAAGUUGAAGAGCGCAUUGCCCAGGUGCGGGAAAAGGACCUGGGCACAGGACUGCUUCAGUCAUCCCUGAAUGACCUCAGAAUGCUGAAGAUGAACGCCAGUGCCAAACUGACCAAUGCUAAGUAUGAGCCACGCACAGACCUUCCCAGGGACGUGUGGAAUGACACUUUACCUGGACGUGCUAAUGCUUUGCAAACUUUAACCAGACAUCCCGUCUUCAGACUAACAGUGGUCAUUACUUCGAUUGCCUUCGUGACCUAUUUCAUUUAUUUAAUCAUAAAAUUAGUAAAAGAGAAAGAUAACAUCACCGAAAUCAAGUGACGUGUGAACUUAAGGUCAAGGACGUUUUCAUGGAGUUCAAGACAGCAUUGACUUCCUUUGCUGAUUGUGAACGUGUGAAAUUGUAAAAUAAAAACAUGGAAAACCAUUUUGUUGAUCAGUGUAAAAUAUGAACCGUAAAUAAAU
This is a messenger RNA of Lymnaea stagnalis (great pond snail), 9290 nucleotides long. The record is from the annotation of a GenBank genome assembly. Lineage: Eukaryota; Metazoa; Mollusca; Gastropoda; Lymnaeidae.